Lactuca virosa is the source of this 3569-nucleotide messenger RNA. The record is from the annotation of a GenBank genome assembly. Lineage: Eukaryota; Viridiplantae; Streptophyta; Magnoliopsida; Asterales; Asteraceae.
AUGUCUUCUUCAAACUUUUUAUUUUUCUCUUUAGCUCUACUAAUCAUCACUCUAUCCCCCAUACCAAAUUUCGCUUCUGCUUCUUUAAAGGAGGCAAAUGCACUUCUUAAAUGGAAAGCAAGCCUUACAAUCCCAAACAACUCCUUACUCUCUUCAUGGAUUCCCUUCCCUAUGAAUUCCAAUGCAUCAGUUCCAUGCAGUUCUUGGUUUGGAGUAGUUUGCAACGCUGAUGGGAGCAUUCACAAGUUGAACCUCAGUUCAUCUGGCUUAAAAGGUUCACUCCACCAAUUUUCAUUCUCUUUACUAUACAAUCUUACACAUUUUGAUCUCGCUAUGAACAACUUCUUUGGCCCCAUCCCUCCAGAAAUAAGACUCUUGUCCAAACUUGUCUAUCUUGAUUUUUCAAAGAAUAAGUUUUCUGGAGUAAUCCCACCUGAAAUAGGAAACCUGCACAGGCUAACCAACUUGUACCUAGACUCAAACAAUAUAUAUGGCCUAAUUCCUUCAUCAUUGGGUGAUUUGACAUCUUUGAAUUUCCUUUAUUUAAGACAAAAUCAACUCUCUGGUCCUAUUCCUAUUGAACUUGGGAACUUGACAUCUGUCACUACUCUUGAUGCGAGCAACAAUCAACUUAGUGGUUCUAUUCCUUCAUCAUUGGGUGAUUUGACAUCCUUAAAUGUCCUUUUUUUGUACACAAAUCAACUCUCUGGUCCCAUUCCUAUUGAACUUGGGAAUUUGAAGUUUGUCACCGAUCUUGUGGUGAGCGACAAUAAACUUAGUGGUUCUAUUCCUUCAUCAUUGGGAGAUUUGACAUCUUUGAAUUCCCUUCAUUUAAGUCAAAAUCAACUCUCUGGUCCUAUUCCUAUUGAACUUGGGAACUUGACAUUUCUCACUACUCUUGAUGUGAGCAACAAUCAACUUAGUGGUCCUAUUCCUUCAUCAUUGGGUGAUUUGAUAUUUUUGAAAAUCCUUUAUUUCUACAAAAAUCAACUCUCUGGUCCCAUUCCGAUCAAACUUGGGAAUUUGAAGUCUGUCACCGAUCUUGUGGUGAGCGACAAUAAACUUAGUGGUUCUAUUCCUUCAUCAUUGGGAAAUUUGACAACUUUGAAUUUCCUUUAUUUGCACCACAAUCAACUCUCCGGCCCCAUUCCUAUUGAAUUUGGGAAUUUGAUGUUUCUCACUGACCUUCAUAUGAGCAGCAAUACACUUAUUGGUUCUAUUCCUUCAUCAUUGGGUGAUUUGACAUAUUUGAAUUUCCUUUAUCUAAGAGAAAAUCAACUCUCUGGUUCCAUUCCUAUUGCACUUGGGAAUUUGAAGUCUCUAAUUAAGCUUGAUGUAAGCAACAAUCAACUUAGCGGUUCUAUUCCUUCACUACUAGCAAACCUCAGCAACCUACAGCUUCUGUCUUUUCGUGUGAAUAAAUUAUCUGGUUCAGUUCCACAAGGAUUGGGAAGUCUACAUUCGCUUGAGCUGUCACAUAAUCAUUUUUCUGGUCAUUUGCCUGAAGAUUUGUGUCAUGGGGGAAAGCUUCGACAUCUUUCAGUAGCUGGUAAUCAUCUCACUGGCCCUAUUUCAGGAGGCUUACGGAAUUGUCCUAGCUUAAUUAGGGCUCGUUUUGACCAAAAUCAAUUCAUUGGAGUUAUAUCCAAUAGCUUUGGCAUCUAUCCACGCUUAAAAUUUCUUGAUAUCAGUCACAAUAAUUUUCACGGGCAGCUUUCUCAAAACUGGAGUAAAUGCAAGAAUUUGACAUCCUUAGUGAUGGCCAAUAACAAUAUCAGUGGUAACAUACCACCAGAGUUUGGAAAUUCGACUCAACUACAAAGGCUUGAUCUUUCUUCCAAUCACAUGGUAGGUGAAAUCCCAAAGGAGUUUGGGAAGAUGAAAAGUAUGUUGAAUUUGUUUUUGGCUAAUAACCAACUUUCAGGUAUUAUUCCUCCAGAGCUCGGAUCUUGUGAUCUCCUUGAAGUAUUCGAUCUAUCCACAAAUAGAUUGAAUGGGUCAAUACCAAGAAGUAUUAGUCAAUGGGAACAUAUCCACUACUUGAAUCUUAGUAAUAACAAGCUCAGUGAGAAAAUUCCAUCUGAUAUUGGUAAAUUAGUUCAUCUUACGGAACUUGAUUUAUCUCAGAAUUUGCUCACAAAUGAGAUACCAUCUGAAGUUCAAAGUUUGAAAAUUUUGAAAAUACUCGAUCUUUCCCACAAUAGACUGUCUGGUUCCAUUCCUAAUGCUUUUACAAGUUUGCCCAGUGGGAUUGAUAUCGACCUGUCCAACAAUGAGCUCACAGGUCCAGUUCCCCUUUCCUCUAACUUUGUGAACGCGUCCUUACAAGGCAAUCCAGGUUUGUGUGGAAAUUUUACAGGACUAAAAUUUUGUGCAAAUCAAAUCUCAGAGAAGAAAAAUGAUCCCUUUCAUCAUCAACUCAUACUUGUAAUUAUGCUCCCUCUUAUCGGGGCAAUUUUACUUGGUUUUUUCAUGUGUGGCCUCAUUGCUUAUCGAAAACAAAAGAGACAUUCUCCACAGAAACCAUUGGACAAAGAAGGUGGUGAUUAUUUCUCCAUAACAAGUUUCGAUGGAGGAGUAGCAUAUGAUGACAUCUUGAAAGCAACGAAUAAUUUUGAUGAAGCAUACUCCAUUGGGACUGGAGGAUAUGGGACUGUGUACAAAGCCGAGCUACAACCUAACAAUUUGGUAGCUGUCAAGAAACUUCAUUCAUCAUCAUCUGAGAAUGUUGAUCAUAAUGGUUUCCUUAAUGAGGUACGAGCAUUAACAAACAUAAGGCAUCGAAACAUAGUGAAACUUUAUGGAUAUUGUUCACAUGCCCGCCACUCAUUUUUGAUUUAUGAAUACCUUGAAAAGGGAAGCCUUGGAUCAAUCUUAAGAAGUGAUGUCUUAGCAAAAGAAGUUGAUUGGUUGAAAAGGGUCAAUAUUGUAAAGGCUGUAGCUAAUGGUUUGGCUUAUAUGCAUCACGAUUGCACACCUCCUAUAAUUCAUAGAGACAUUUCCAUUGCCAACAUCCUUCUUGAUUCUGAUUAUGAGGCACAUAUUUCUGAUUUUGGCACUUCCAAGCUUCUAAAGCUAGACUCAUCCAAUUGGACUGCAAUUGCUGGGACCUAUGGUUAUAUCGCACCAGAGCUUGCUUAUACGAUGGUGGCAACCGAGAAAUGUGAUGUGUAUAGCUUUGGGAUUGUUGCAGUAGAAGUGAUCAUAGGAAAGCAUCCUGGUGAACUGCCAACAUUGUCUGCUGAUUAUCUGGUGUUGGCAAAUGUUGGAGAUAGUCGGAUUCCACUUCCUUCACCACAAGUUGAGAAACAAGUAAAUUUAGUACUCAAUAUCGCAAGAGCAUGUUUGAACUCAAAUCCAAAAGAAAGGCCAAUAAUGCGCCAAGUUUCAAAUAUGUUCAUGAAGGAUCUGCUUUGAAUUGACAUCUCUGGUUGCCUGAUACUGUGUACUUCCAAUGUGUAAUUUUCUUAAGUUUCUUAUGAUGCAUCCUGAUUAUAUGUAUUAGUUUGAAUGCCUAAUGGUUAAAAACAUUUCAUAUGUUUUAUAGCACCCUGUAGUAUACCUAUAAU